AUGACUUCCAAACGUCAUUUAAAUGAUAAUGAAGACGACGAUGAUCAACCAGAUACAAAAGUUCAAAAAAUUGAAAAAUCUCUAACACUGUCUGGUUCGUCAACAAAACGAUUAAUAAUUAUAUUAGAACAAGCUAAUUUAGAAACAAUUAAAACUGGUAAAAUAUAUGAAUUAUUAAAUUGUGAUCGUCAUAAAAAUUUUCUUCUCAAAUAUAAACGUGAUCCAUCACAAGCUCGUCCCGAUAUUACUCAUCAAUGUUUACUUAUGCUAUUAGAUAGUCCAUUGAAUCGUGCAAAUCUAUUACAAAUUUAUAUUCAUACACAUAAAAAUAUUUUAAUUGAAAUUAAUCCACAAACACGUAUUCCACGAACAUUUGAUCGUUUUUGUGGUUUAAUGGUACAAUUAUUACAUAAAUUAUCAAUACGAGCACAAGAUAAUGUCAAAGGUGGUAUUAAAUUAUUAAAAGUAAUUAAAAAUCCUGUUCAAGAUCAUUUACCUGUCGGUUGUAAGAAAAUAGGGACCACAUUUCAUUGUGACAAGUUAAUUGAUGUUAGAAAUUAUGUACCAGAAAAUGAACCGUGCGUAUUUAUUGUCGGAGCAAUGGCGAAAGGUUCAUUAAAUCUAGAUUAUAAUGAUGAGGAAGUAUCAAUAUCAAAUUAUCCUUUAUCGGCAGCACUGACAUGUUCAAAAAUAUGUAAUGCAUUCGAAGAAAAAUGGGGAGUGAUUUAG
Didymodactylos carnosus is the source of this 729-nucleotide messenger RNA. NCBI's taxonomy places the organism in Eukaryota, Metazoa, Rotifera, Eurotatoria, Philodinida, Philodinidae. The record is from the annotation of a GenBank genome assembly.